Messenger RNA from Sphaeroforma arctica JP610, 285 nucleotides. RefSeq lists its product as hypothetical. The transcript has a single exon. Lineage: Eukaryota; Ichthyosporea; Ichthyophonida. Bases 1 to 285 code for a protein of 94 amino acids. The record is from RefSeq and is a predicted model, not a curated record.
AUGGGUACUCCAGCAACAGACGCGAGUGAAGCGGAGCAACCAUCGAGCAACAAGGACUCGUCCCCGAUACGUCGACCAAAAAGACCAAGACAACGCCCCUGGCAACUGAAACAGAGUGUGGAACAACAAUCAGCGACGCAGCAUCUGAUGUUGAAAGUACAGAAGUUGCUCAAGAAAUAUGAAAUGCGCCUUUACCAGUUACAGAGGCAAUCUCCAUCCGAGUACGAAUCGCUGUCAUUCCGCAUCCCAGACAAGCGCAUAGAACGACAUGGGAUACGUUUUUGA